Molecule: messenger RNA, 1339 nt
Organism: Hyla sarda
Lineage: Eukaryota; Metazoa; Chordata; Amphibia; Anura; Hylidae
Exons: 9
Coding region: 410-1096 (228 amino acids)
Source: RefSeq, a predicted model, not a curated record
AGGGCAGUGACAGCUGCAGCAAUGCCCCCUCCUCAUACUCAACAUUCUCCAGAGGCCCAGGAUCUCCCAGAGACAUCAUGUACCCAUUGUCCAUCAACCUGGGCACCAAACCUCAGUCGCUCCCCGGUACCAUCUGUAUAGAGAUGUCUGGCAGCGGGAUGAGGAGUAGGAUCCAGGUGAAUAAACCUUAUUACUCUGCUCGGUCACAUGACGCACGCAGCUCCGGGAGCACGACGUGUCGCUUUACUUCUGUCAUUUUUGCCGAUCUUGGCAGAGCUAACACGUGGAACAGUCCAUUACUUCUCCAGAGGGGGCGGCAGGGACCAUUCAUCUCACAUCAGACACCUUCAUUUACCGAGGCACCAACCCCGUAAGUCACCGCGCCGGACACUAUGCGCACGUCGCACACAUGAACUUGUUCGAGAACGAGUCGCCCAUGUUCAGAAUUCCAGCCAAGAUUUGCUUUUUGAAGUUGUCCCCUGAGGAAGUCGAACCUCCAGGGCUCAGAGAUAAGAAAAUCAAUGCAUCAGACCAGGCCGAGGAAAGUGACAUUUGCUCUAAACUUAUCGAACAGGUGAAACUGGACAUGCGCUUGAGUGACGGAGAAGACAAAAGUAGACCCAAAAGUUCUACGAUCUCCUGCUCCUCGGCCAAAGAGAGAGGAAAGAGCAAAGGAAGACGAGAGGGAAACAAAAACAAGACGAGGAACGAUGAUGAUGAAGAUGGAGAAUGGGCCAAGGCCAAGGGAAAGGUUGAAGAAUUUUUGGAUUUUCCAGGCGUCAUGGCUGCCAUGGCUUAUAGAAGUCAAGUAAAAUCCAAUGGAUCGUCACAGAUCUCCUCAAGAAAUGGCGGAGGAUUAUCGUCUCCAGACCCAAUUCCCAACACUAGACACAACGCCAUCUUCUUAAGAGACCAUGAAAAUGCCACCGAGGCCGUACUACGAAAUCCUCAAUAUCAGAAGAGCAAACAACCUCCAGCAGUGGACUCUUAUCAGUCGGCCACGAAAUCUCAAGACCGUGGUACAAAGAUGUUGGAGACACAUGACGGCCACGUAGACAACAUAGAAGCCGAGUCUGAUACUGGCAAUGAAAGAUGAUUUUGUCCUGUUGUGACAUUAUACGGAAAUUUUUUGCCAUCACUGACACCUAUUUGCCCCCAACUUUUGGCUGGUAACUAUGGACAUGCUGUGUUGUCACAACUCCAGACUACACUUGUCACGGACUAUGUCACGGACUAUGUCACAGACUAUGUCACGGACUAUGUCAUCGCAACAAGCACAUCAUGUAGCUUCCCAGCUCAGUCAAUGUUAGUUAUCAGAUUUUUCUGAAUAAAGAUUUUU